Messenger RNA from Drosophila persimilis, 603 nucleotides. It is a transcript of the gene Kaz-m1, whose product is annotated as enhancer of split M1 protein. NCBI's taxonomy places the organism in Eukaryota, Metazoa, Arthropoda, Insecta, Diptera, Drosophilidae. The coding region runs from base 36 to 506 and encodes 156 amino acids. The record is from RefSeq and is a predicted model, not a curated record. The transcript has 2 exons. Gene Ontology annotation, molecular function: protein binding.
AAAAAAUACAGAAACCUCAAUAUAACAAUAUCGAUAUGAUGUUCCAAACUUUAACCCUCUGCUGCCUGGCCCUGGUCACUGGCAUCGCCGCUAAUACGGUGUCCACCAACGCCACGGACUGUCCCCAAUUCUGCGCCGCCAUCUACCGUCCAGUGUGCGCCACAGAUGGAAAGAACUUCAAGGAAUUCGCAAGCGACUGCAAUCUCAAGUCGGACAACUGUCGCCGCGAGCGCAACAACGUUGCGGCCUAUGCUGAGACCGAUUCCGCUUGGUGCAGCUCCGAGUUGGUGGACAAUAUCCACGAAAAAAUGGGCAGCUUCAAACUCGACCGCGAAGAGUGCUUCAAGCCCUGCUCGAUGAUCUACCAGCCGAUCUGUGUGACCAAUGGCAAGUAUCGUGCCCACCUGAGCAACGUCUGCCUGUUGGAGACCUUCAACUGCGCCCUGCAGGCUACCGGCGCCCAGCCCACAGAGCUGCUCCGUGUCCUGCGCGAUUCGACCUGCUAGAAAGGACCCAAAUCUGAACGGAACAAUACAGGCUUCUUUUGUUUAAAAUAGUUUUCUUUUUGUUUGGAAAAUAUACAUGUGCAUUUGUUUAAAGAAA